Messenger RNA from Camelina sativa (false flax), 1078 nucleotides. RefSeq names its product lipid phosphate phosphatase epsilon 2, chloroplastic. Lineage: Eukaryota; Viridiplantae; Streptophyta; Magnoliopsida; Brassicales; Brassicaceae. Gene Ontology annotation, cellular component: intracellular membrane-bounded organelle; endoplasmic reticulum membrane. Gene Ontology annotation, molecular function: dolichyldiphosphatase activity. Gene Ontology annotation, biological process: protein N-linked glycosylation; lipid biosynthetic process. The record is from RefSeq and is a predicted model, not a curated record.
UUAUAUUCUAAAGAUUUUGACUUUUAGGUUGACUUUUCUGGUUUGGAUAUGGCAGCUUCAUCAUCAUCAUCACCUCUUCUUCUCCUCCACAAGCCAACCUGCAAUUUCUAUUUCGCUGCUUCCUCUGUUUCUUCUUACAUCGCUUCUGCUCGAUUUCGAAUCUUCCCUUUGAAUCGAAGAAGAAGAAUAAUCUGGUCUCUCUCUCGCUCUAAUUCUAUGGCCGAUGAUUUAGUCAAAGUCAAUGCUCGCAGAGACGGCGAAGAACGAUCUCAGGCGCUCGAGCAAGAGGCCUUCAUCAAUAAUUCUUCGGAGAUUCAGAACGACGCCGGCGGCGGGAUUGAAGCCGUCGCUAAUCGUCUGCAGAGCAAAUGGAUUGUAGCUGGUCUAUUUGGAUCUGUUCUGCUUCUACGGCAUGAUGGUGCAGCUUUGUGGGCUGUGGUUGGAUCAGUUUCAAAUUCCGCGCUUUCUGUAGCUUUGAAACGUUUACUUAACCAAGAGAGACCCGUUGCUACACUGCGUUCUGAUCCUGGGAUGCCAUCUUCUCACGCACAAUCCAUUUCUUUCAUCUCUGUGUUUACUGUCUUGUCUGUUAUGGAGUGGCUUGGAACCAAUGUACUCUCUCUGAUCCUUAGUGGCCUCGUCCUCGCAUUGGGUUCUUACUUUACAUGGUUAAGGGUUUCUCAGAAGCUUCACACAACAAGUCAAGUGGUCGUAGGUGCGAUCGUUGGUUCUGUUUACUCCACCUUAUGGUAUGUAAGUUGGAACUCACUUGUUCGUGAAGCCUUUACCUCAUCAUUCUCAGUACAAGUAGCUGUCUUUCUGGUUGCUGCUGCGUCUGCUUUAGGUUUUGCAGUAUAUGUGCUACUUAACUGGUUUAAAGAUGACAGAUGAUAGACUGAUAAUUAUCAGUACUUAGGAUGUAUAAGGAAUGAAAUUGUAUGGAGGUGAGGUUUGGGGCUGAUGUUUGCUUAAUAGUCCCUCAGCCAUCAUUUUAGUUUGCCUUCCAUUAUAUUGUUGGUCUUGUUAUUAGAUCAUACGAUUUAAAAGCUUUUCUGCUGAAUUAACCCUUUUCACUGUG